CUUAUCUCGGGCCUGAGCAUCGAUGGUGUGUUGGCCGGGUUUGACAUCCUACUCUUAGAUUUGCGAAAUACAUUCUCUGUUUGUGAAGUUCGGCCUUUCUUUGUUUGUUUGCCUUACUUACGUGAAAUUCUGGAAACCAGUGACAUUCAAUUACAAUGUCUCAAGCAAGCAUAUCUUCCAAUAAUAUGGGAGCUGCAAAGCACCCCUUGGAUCCUUUGAAUGCAGCCGAGAUCUCUCUGGUCUCAACACUCCUCAAAGCCAAGUACUCAGACCAAAGUCUCCAUUUCAAAAUCAUCACCAUCCUCGAGCCUCCCAAAGCAAAACUUCGUCCUUUCCUGCAAGCAGAACGAAAUGGAAGCACAAGCUCCCCACUGCCUCGGAUUGCAUCAGCGCUUUUCUACCAUCGUGGAACGCCAAAUUUGUUUCUUGCUGAGGUGAAUGUUCGAUCUGGUGAGAUUGAGAGAAGUCAGAAAUUGGAUCUUGGACUUCAUGGUCAGAACGAUAUGGACGAAGUCAUUGAGCUGAGAGAUGCGUGUCUAAAAGACCCCAAAGUUUUGGAUGAGAUCAAGAAGUUCAAACUUCCAUCCCACAUGGAGGUCGUGUGUGAUACUUGGCCGUAUGGGAGGGACUCUGAAGACAAUCUUCCACGCUAUAUCCAGUGCUACCUUUUCGCCCGCACUAACCAUCCUGGAUCCAACCACUAUGACAACCCCUUGCCAUUCUCUCCAGUAUUAGACAUGACAACAAAAGAAGUCAUUAACAUCAUUCGUCUCCCAACAGGAUCAGACUCCACGUUGAAUUACGAUGCAGAGUUCAAAUCUCACCGCCCUAAAGAGUAUCAUCAUGAUCUUCAGACCCAAGCGGCACGAACAGAUCUGAAGCCCCUAAUUGUAAAUCAACCAGAAGGAGUUUCUUUCACAGUUGAUGGGUACCUCAUCAAGUGGCAGAAAUGGAGAUUUCGUCUGGGAUUCACGUGGCGUGAAGGAAUGGUGUUGCAUGAUGUGACAUACACCGGGCGAGAGCUCUUCCACAGGCUUUCGUUAAGCGAGAUGUUCGUGCCAUAUGGCGACCCUAGAUACCCAUAUUCAAGGAAGAGUGUAUUUGAUGUUGGAGACAUUGGGGCUGGAGUCGCUGCGAACAAUCUAGCUCUGGGCUGCGAUUGUCUGGGGGUCAUCAAGUACUUUUCUUUUGUCAUCAGCAACUCCCAGGGACAGCCAGUUGAGAAGCCAAAUGCAAUCUGCAUGCAUGAGAUCGACGAUGGCAUCGGAUGGAAGCAUACCGACGGCCGUACGGGAGCAGUUUCGAUCGUUAGGUCUCGAGUGCUCGUUCUCCAAACCAUAAUUACUGUCGGCAAUUAUGAGUAUGUCUUCAUGUGGCAUUUCGAUCAAGCAGCUGGUCUCCACUACAAAAUCCAGGCGACCGGAAUCCUCUCAACAGCUCCAAUCGAUCCAGGAGCAUGUGUGCCAUGGGGAACGAAUGUCAAUGAAGGAGUGAUGGCUCCAUUUCACCAACAUGUCUUCAGUCUCCGUAUCGACCCUUGUAUAGAUGGAGACAAAAAUAGUGUCGUCGAGGAAGAUUCCGUGGCCAUGCCCUGGGAUGACGGAAACCCAUACGGUGUAGGCUAUGUGACGAACAACCGCCUCAUCACAACAUCCAUUGCAUUGGACUCAGCUCCCAACCGAACCCACAAAAUCAUUAACCCUUCCAUAAUCAACAAAGCGUCAGGUAAGCCCAUCGCCUACGCUAUUCACAGUCCCCACAAGCAAAUGCUUCUGGCCCAUCCCGAGUCCUGGCAUGGAAAGCGAGCGAAGUACGCAUUUCACCCUUUCUGGGUGACUGCACAUCGCGACAAUGAGCUUUACGCUGCAGGCGAUUAUACCUAUCAGAGUUUGCCUGAUGGAAAAAGCGAUCUUGGAGCUUGGGCUGGAAGAGGCGAUAAGACUGAUGGGGAGGAUAUUGUUGUAUGGCAUUCAAUAAGCUUGACGCAUAAUCCUAGACCGGAGGACUAUCCCGUCAUGCCGUGUGAUACGAUGACAGUGAGUCUGAAGCCCAGUGGGUUCUUUGAGCAGAAUCCAGCUUUAGAUGUGCCGCAAAGUACACAGAAAGCGAAUGGAAGUCGGCUACUGGAAGAUAAGGAUUUGACUGUCGCUGCGGGAGAGGAGAAAUCAUGUUGUAAGCCGAAGCUGUAGAAACUCGAACAAUGAUCGACAAUCUUCAAAAUUUGCGCGGGAAAAUCAAUGAAACAGCAUGUUUCCCAUCCUGGGAUGAGAUCAUGGACUUUCAUGAAACAAGAACUUACUUCCUUAAUGAUGGGCGUCAUAACAGCUCUUCUGGUCCAAUUGCCCUCGAAGCCUGUGCACAUUCGCCGAGAAACUCUUGAGAGCGUCAGCAAGCGAACAUCACACCCCCUAGAGACCAGAACGUAUGUCAACUCAAGAAUCGGAAAAUAGCUAAAAUGAUGUCCUAUCUUAGGCAGGACGGUGGUCAGCAAGGAUUUUGGUUGUUACAAGCACAAUAAGUACAGACGGGUAUUACUGGAGAUGAGAAACAAGCUCGAAUUAUACCGCAACUUGAAUUUUAUGAUAGAAGAUCUCCUCGGAAGUUUUCCAAAGUUUGUACCUUGUCUUUCUGCUUAUGAAAUUAUCUCAUGAGAGCUCUUCCUGUAGAGAUGCAUUCUUCUCUUUACUUUGAGACGAGCUUCCAAGGUGUAUUUAUAUUCUUGGUGGGUCGCUCUCGCUUAAGAAUCCAC
Cadophora gregata is the source of this 2749-nucleotide messenger RNA. RefSeq lists its product as uncharacterized. Lineage: Eukaryota; Fungi; Ascomycota; Leotiomycetes; Helotiales; Ploettnerulaceae. The coding region runs from base 156 to 2189 and encodes 677 amino acids. The record is from RefSeq and is a predicted model, not a curated record. Gene Ontology annotation, molecular function: primary methylamine oxidase activity; quinone binding; copper ion binding. Gene Ontology annotation, biological process: amine metabolic process. The transcript has 4 exons.